Messenger RNA from Vigna angularis (adzuki bean), 1483 nucleotides. RefSeq names its product structure-specific endonuclease subunit slx1. The transcript is spliced from 3 exons. Lineage: Eukaryota; Viridiplantae; Streptophyta; Magnoliopsida; Fabales; Fabaceae. Gene Ontology annotation, biological process: double-strand break repair via homologous recombination. The record is from RefSeq and is a predicted model, not a curated record. Gene Ontology annotation, molecular function: 5'-flap endonuclease activity; crossover junction DNA endonuclease activity. Bases 58 to 588 code for a protein of 176 amino acids. Gene Ontology annotation, cellular component: Slx1-Slx4 complex.
UGUUGUAUGAAAUGGCUGGCUACGCGACUAACUGCUCCAACGGUACAGCGGUAGAUUAUGAGAACGCUGUCUACCCAAUUUCGUUCCAUCAAACGCCCUAAUCCAAACCCUAAAUUAUGCAAAUCGUCCUCUCCGACAAAAUCAGAACUAAAAUUCAAUGCCAAACCAAAAUCAGAGUCAGAGUCAUGGUGCGUUUAUCUCAUCCUCUCCACCAACCAUCCAAUCAAAACCUAUGUUGGGAUCACAAACAAUUUCCCUCGCCGUUUGAAGCAGCACAAUGGGGAACUUAACGGUGGUGCAAAGGCAUCCCGUGCUGGAAGGCCUUGGAUCUGUGCAUGCAUCAUUUGCGGUUUUGCAGACCGAAGUGAAGUUCUUAUCAGUUUUAGGGAAGUUUGCUGCUUAAGGCCAACUCUCCACAGCAAUUGUGUAUCAAAAGAAGUCAGAUUAGAUUACUCACCGAUAAGGGUCUUGUUGUCUUUCCUUUGCUUCCACCGAACCCAUUCUGAGGACUUAAUUCAGUCCUCAGGCUGUUCUUGCUGUAUUUGUGGGUUAUCUUAUACUUAUUGGUUACAACUUCCAAGCUUCUGAAAUUGAAUGGCCUGCAGAAACAGGGCCUUCUUUGUGUCCAGAAAUGAUUACAACUUCUUUGUGAUCAAUUUCCUGACUUGGGAAUAAUACCAAUUCCUUUACUUGAGGAAAUAGAUUACAAAUUAUGAGAAGGUAUACAAAUUACAAUAAGGUGAGGAGACAGAUAGAACGCAGACAAGAAACAGUUUAACUAAUUGGCAAAUAACCCAAUAAACUAAUUAAUUUAUGUUUUUUGUAAUAAAAUCAUUUAUUUUUACUAGCCAAUGGGGUAUUUUCUUAGCUGUAGUAAUCUGAUGAAAUGUAACUGAGUGCUGAGAUGAGAAAUAAGAUGAAAAUUAUGUAUAGAAUUAUAUUUCUCAUUUUUACUGUAUUGCGCUAUAAUCUGUUGUCUUUUUAGGCACCAUAUGUAUCUUUGUCAUAAGGUUGGCUAUUUGAUAGCCAUUUUAAUCUAAUGGUGAUUGGUAAUUUGAGGUAUUUUAUCUUUUGCAAUGGCACAUAAUUCCUCGACUCUUUUGUUUUAUCUUUUGCAAUACCGUGAAUGUUAGAAUUUUUAGUGUGAGUGAAAGUCUUACAUUGGUAGAAUGAAAAAGUAGAACAUCAUAUAAAGUUAAAAAUCUAUUAAUCUAUUGUCUUAAGGUUUUGGGUAGAGAAGUAACAAUUCUUAUAUAGUUGGACUUAGAUCCUAUUGAUGUUGUAUCUCUCAAAUGAAUCUCUUCCUAUCCAACAGUGAAACACUCCUUGCAACCUAACAAUCCAGCUAUCUUUUAUUGAAUUGACUAGGAUACUGAUUCUAUGCAAGAUUAUCUCAUCCUUUUGUAUUUGCUUUGUUAAUGAUUUCAGCAUUGCUAGUUUCUCAUAACUAAGAAGUUGAAGCAUUCUUGUUUCGUUUUUUUCU